Molecule: messenger RNA, 3956 nt
Organism: Notolabrus celidotus (New Zealand spotty)
Lineage: Eukaryota; Metazoa; Chordata; Actinopteri; Labriformes; Labridae
Product: elongation factor 1-alpha, somatic form
Exons: 9
Coding region: 295-1461 (388 amino acids)
Biological process (GO): cellular response to exogenous dsRNA; translational elongation; positive regulation of defense response to virus by host
Cellular component (GO): cytosol; nucleus; site of double-strand break
Molecular function (GO): translation elongation factor activity; double-stranded DNA binding; GTP binding
Source: RefSeq, a predicted model, not a curated record
UCAGGCUCUUUAAUAUUUUAACACGAAGCAUGGCAUAGUACACUCAACCGUCCGAUAAUGGAAGCCCCACCAGUGUCCUAUGAUAAACUCGACUACGCCAACUUUUCCUGGUCCCUCGUUGUGAUGCUGUAGUCACAGCAGCGAGCGCGCGCAAUUACGCAACACCCCCGCCUGUCCUGUGCGCUAUAACCGGAUCAGCGUCUCUCCUCAGCUCCAUCGGUCCUGCACCCAACCUGACACCGGCCAUCUCUCAGCACACAGACGGUCUUGUGACUCCAGCUCACUCCAGUCACCAUGGGAAAGGAGAAACUCCACAUCAACAUUGUUGUGAUCGGCCAUGUGGACUCUGGAAAGUCCACCACCACAGGCCACCUCAUCUACAAAUGUGGGGGUAUCGACAAGAGGACCAUCGAGAAGUUUGAGAAGGAAGCUGCUGAGAUGGGAAAGGGGUCAUUCAAGUAUGCCUGGGUGCUGGACAAGCUAAAGGCAGAAAGGGAGCGUGGAAUUACCAUAGACAUCUCACUGUGGAAGUUUGAAACCAGCAAGUACUAUGUGACCAUCAUUGAUGCUCCGGGUCACAGGGAUUUCAUCAAGAACAUGAUCACUGGGACCUCACAGGCAGACUGUGCCGUGCUGAUUGUGGCGGCUGGUGUUGGAGAGUUCGAGGCAGGCAUUUCCAAGAACGGCCAGACCCGUGAGCACGCCCUCCUGGCCUACACUCUGGGAGUUAAGCAGCUCAUUGUGGGCAUCAACAAGAUGGACUCCACUGAGCCAAACUACAGCCAGAAGCGCUACGAGGAAAUUGUGAAGGAAGUGAGCACCUACAUCAAGAAGAUUGGCUACAAUCCAGACACUGUUGCCUUUGUACCAAUUUCAGGCUGGAAUGGAGACAACAUGCUUGAGCCCAGCCCAAAUAUGACAUGGUUUAAAGGAUGGAAGAUCACCAGAAAAGAAGGCAAUGCAUCAGGGACGACGCUACUGGAGGCUCUGGAUGCCAUCCAGCCCCCGUCUCGUCCAACAGACAAACCUCUACGUCUACCCCUGCAGGACGUGUACAAGAUUGGAGGUAUCGGCACUGUGCCUGUAGGCCGUGUGGAAACUGGUGUACUCAAGCCUGGCAUGGUGGUGACCUUUGCACCCGUAAAUGUGACGACCGAGGUGAAGUCUGUGGAGAUGCACCAUGAGGCGCUGACUGAGGCCCUCCCUGGUGACAAUGUGGGCUUCAACGUCAAGAAUGUCUCAGUCAAAGAUAUUCGCCGUGGCAAUGUGGCUGGUGAUAGCAAGAACGACCCACCCCAGGAGGCCGCCAACUUCACUGCUCAGCCAUCUAUCUUGUCUCAUCACUUUGAAGGUGAUCAUCCUCAAUCACCCCGGCCAGAUAAGUGCUGGUUACGCUCCUGUGCUGGACUGCCACACAGCUCACAUUGCCUGCAAGUUUGCAGAGCUCAAGGAAAAGAUUGAUCGGCGCUCUGGCAAGAAGCUGGAGGACAACCCUAAAUCCCUCAAGUCUGGAGAUGCCGCUAUUGUGGAUAUGAUUCCUGGCAAGCCGAUGUGUGUCGAGAGCUUUUCUGAGUACCCUCCACUUGGUCGCUUUGCAGUGCGUGACAUGCGGCAGACCGUAGCCGUUGGUGUGAUUAAGGGCGUGGAGAAGAAGGCCUCCACCACUGGUAAAGUUACCAAGUCUGCCCAGAAGGCCCAGAGGAACAAAUGAAUGUUGUGCUACUCUGCCGACCCCAAGGUCUCCCACGGCAGGACAUCGGUCAUCCAACUCCAUCCUACAAUUGGCUGCUUCAACGUAAUUAUCAAAGACUGGUUAAUCAUCACAAUGCAUCGCAAAAGCAUUCGAAGGAAAGAACAACAUUUAGAUCUGAAAUCCUUGAGGCGGCACUCUUGACUCCAUUUAAGUGAUUAGAUUACCAUAACGUUCAAUGUAAUAUCAAACAGGUAGUUUUAAUCGUGCACUGUUGAUUUGAUUCAUGGCAAUACCUUUCUGUGAUAUUAAGACAUUGAGCUAUUAGAGGUACUGAAAUUUAUCAACCCUCUAGCUAUUUGGAGUGCAGGCACUGGUCUGUUUAUAUGGUACAUGUUGUCUUGCUUUUAGUGUUUGUUUGCAAAUACAAGGUGCUCUUUAGGAGCCGUAGGCAAGAAAUUAGACUAUAUUCUUCUGAGAAGUAGAUUAGUAGAUCUUUGUGAUUUGUCAUGUUAAAGCUUUAAAAAAGCACUUCGAACUAAUGUUUCAAAUGUAUCCUUCCCAGGGGACUCUAAGGAGACCCCCUGUUGAAUCUUAGAGCACUUUAAUUGGAGUUUUGCUAACUUUGCACUUGCACUGGAGAAGCUUAAAUUGGCAUAAGCUACUGCACCUUACUGUAAGAUGGCAUGAGCCUCUUUGCAACAUUAAACAUGUUUCAACCAAGAACCUUUGGCUAGGGUCUUGAAUCAUUUUUCAGAGUGUGGGGUAAAGUGGCAGGUCAAUCAAAUCCCUUGAACUUUCAAAUCAUGUAAGGUCAGACAAACACUAAACGUCCCUGCAUUACAUAUCUUUGUCCACAAGAUGUAGCUGUUUGUCAAUGUAUGGCAUGUCGACUUGUUAAGGGGUGUGUUCUCAGAGACAUGCCGGAAACAUUUGUAGUUUAUCUCGGACAGAGCAGUUGUAUUAUUUCAUUGCAUCAGCAUGACUGGUAGAGGGAGACCACGCAAGGCAAAGAGCCUUGACGAGAGUAAAACCAGCCCGGAGAACUUGAAACCACCAACUCUGCCCAAAAGUUCAGAGAAGGACUUUUCACAAGAGAAGAAGAAUGACACAGCAAAGGCACGGACGCCAAAGGAGCAAAAGACGACAAGCCAAACUGCAGAGAAGCCACCUGUACUGAGCCCACAGAAGGAAACCACCAGUCAUCAAAGGACACCUGUAGCUACCACAAAAGCUCCUGCAAAAACCACAAAACCAAAAACUUGUACUGACAAGGCAAAAACAACUCAACAAUCUGAUGAGGGGAUAAAAAAGACGCAGCCAGAGACACCAAAGGAUACCAAGAAGGCUUUGAAAGAUACUACAAAAGAAAAGUCAUGUAAUAAAAAAGAAAGACCAUCACUCAAGUCUUUGGAGGAGACCACAAAGAUGCAGCCUGUGGCACCAGAGACCAUCAAAAAGGAUUCAAUAAAAGGCAAAACAGCAGUGGACUCUGUCCUCCACAAAACUCUGGAAAAGUUGAAGAUUAAGAAGAGAGAACAAUCAGAUGCAUCAGUAGUUGUCAAUAAUCUGAUUGACAAUAUAAUUGCACAUUUGAAGAACACCCAAUCUUUUGCAAAAGUAGAAGCAUCACUACGUACUGGAAGUUACUACGAAAAUCUCAAGGUAAGUCUGUCAUGUCACUGUUCUCAAAAAAGCACUAGGUUUAAUUUUGUCCAGGAUUAAGGGCUAGUCGUCAACAAGUGGCAUCUAGCACUCAGAAUAAAAUGUUUCAGUAUGUGUUUAUGUAUACAGAUUUCCAGUCCUGAUGAGUUUGAUGUGAUGCUGCCCAUUCCUGUUGACCGGGUGAAAGUUGAACCCUUUGGAGAUGAUGGAGCCUUUUACAGUGUGGGCCUGAAGCGGAGCAGCGGCCCUUUGCAGAAGUUCCAAGAGGCCGACACUUUAUCUGCCAGCGAAAUGCUUCGCGAAUUCAGGGAGGAAGUGAAGAAAUGUGCAAAGAAAUAUCCAGAAUGGGAGCUGACCAAAAAGAAAAAAGGCUGCCCUGCUGUGACCCUGAACACCAAAGUGAAUUCAGUCACCAUUUCACUAGACGUUGUUCUCAGUAUAGUAGUUAAAUCAACCUGGCCCUCUUUCACCAAAGAUGGCCUUCGAAUAGAGGGAUGGCUGGGCACAAAAGUAAGGCGGGACUACAGGUUGAAGCCAUACUAUCUUGUCCCAAAAUACGAAGGCAGAGGCAAUGUGGAGAAUGAUGGCGUUCUUGCAAAGG